This is a messenger RNA of Varroa destructor (honeybee mite), 1823 nucleotides long. RefSeq lists its product as uncharacterized. The record is from RefSeq and is a predicted model, not a curated record. Lineage: Eukaryota; Metazoa; Arthropoda; Arachnida; Mesostigmata; Varroidae.
CUUUAGUACUGAUAGAGUGGAGAGGUCUGUUCCUGCAGUAUAAUCAGACCUGAUGUUGUGUGCUAUAUUAAUGCCGGGCCAGAAUAAAUGUCUCCAGUUUCAUAUACGGUGUUGUGGUUACACAUUGCCUCACACAGCGGAUCUCGGUUCAAAUCGAAAACCUGCCGAUGCGUAAACACCAUCAGAACAAUCUUUUUGUUCCGAAGAUUCGCAUGAUCGAUAUACUAUCGCGGGGGUAUCUACAAGACAACGAGCUUUGUUUCUUCCUCAGAUCGUACUUGUGAUGCACGUUGUUGGUGAGACUUCAACCAAUUCACAAUACGUAAGCAAUUAGCAACGACAUCUCCAAGUGAAUUUAAUUUCCAGCUAUCUUCAGGGUGUUUGUUAAGUCACACGGCAGUACGGCGUUCUAAAAAAGCGAGCCUCCGUAAUUCCUUUCAGGGAUAUUACGUAACUUCUCUAUGAUGAGACUGGUAACCUUUUUGAAGCACUCUGUGGCUGAGUCAAAAUAGCUGAUCACGUUUAUCUUUAGGGCAUAUUCUAGUUACGAUUGUACUUCAUUGCGGGACCGAGCCCUGGACUUUAUCAAAGUGAAACAAUGAAUGGACCCCCAUCUAACAAGAUUGCUAGACAGUUUCCCCAUGCGAACUAGAUCGAUGCUCACGAUAGAUCCCCGUAUCGAUUUCUCUCCGUAUGUUACAGCCUUGUAGCUUUUCAACCUCAAUUCAGAUUAGGCCUCUUCUAGCUUUCCCUCAAUACGAAAUAACGAAGCUCGCAUUACCGAUCAAGACCUAAAAUAGGACCGUGGAAGUCCGUUUCGGCUUCCCUAAAAGAUGGACUCGCCUUUAAGUCCAUCGAUCUCUUCAUUUGGACAAUCUGUUGAAACGUCAAGCGAGCGUCAGUUAGCACCUACGGCUAAACAAGAUGAGCUCAGUUCAAAACCUAGCUCUCCGCAUAGUUCACCACACAUUGAAAUUCCGUCAAACGGUACAAGCGAAAAUAAGCCGGGAUAUGUAGAACCGGCUCAUGAUGAGGAGUCCGAUCCUCCAGCUCUGCAUCAUGAGGUUUAUCACAGUCACUGCGAUCCAGAAUACCUAGAUUCGUUGGUGGAUAGUUAUGGCAACCCGACACAAGAGCCCACAAAAUCGUCAGAUACCAAUGUAAACAUAAGGCUUGACGAAGGAGCUAAGGAACACCACAGAGUAGCUGUUGAGGAGGACUCAUUAAGUCAAGAUAGCUCUGUGCUAGCAAUGCUACAAAAAACAAGCAUGAUGGCACUGAUACUGCUGGGCCCAACAACUGUCUGAGCGUGAUUGCGAUCUAUACUUGUUUAUCUGUAGAUGCCCAGAAAUGCACAGAGGCCGAAUGGCUCUAAGUUACCAUGAUAACGAAGUUAAGAUGCCCUUGUUGCAUGGAGUGGCCGGUGCAAAGCGUGUACAUUUCGAUGUUGAAGACUAUAUCGUCGAGUGUAGAGGUCAAGGCCAUAUAGGUACGUAUAUACUGUAAUGUGAUAAGAAUAAAGGCAAAAGGCCGCUCCUAUUAGGAUUUGCCUAAAAAUCAAUCUUAGUCUAUUUCCGACUGCCUAGAUUUACCCGGAUCGGAUGUUCCUAUGCGUGGCUAAAUUGUGCGAAAUAAACGGAUGACGAAAUGAUGGCAAACGAUGGAAAGCAUACAGUAUUACGCGGGAGAAAAGCUGGGGGGAAUAAGCGGUGUCUCGGCGCCAACGUUACUAAAUGUAACACUGUGAUAUUGUCGAACGUCACGAUGUGCUUGGUAAUAGUAGUUGAGUCGAGACGUAACCUAAAGUUACAAUAGCAUAACGA